This is a messenger RNA of Sordaria macrospora k-hell, 1653 nucleotides long. RefSeq lists its product as uncharacterized. Gene Ontology annotation, cellular component: chaperonin-containing T-complex. Lineage: Eukaryota; Fungi; Ascomycota; Sordariomycetes; Sordariales; Sordariaceae. Gene Ontology annotation, biological process: protein folding. The record is from RefSeq and is a predicted model, not a curated record. Gene Ontology annotation, molecular function: ATP hydrolysis activity; ATP binding; ATP-dependent protein folding chaperone.
AUGGCGUUGAACUUGGAUUUGUCGAAUGCGGUGAUGAUGAAGGAUGAGCAGGGCCGCCCUCUCAUCGUUGUCAGAGAUCAGGGAAAGAAGAAGAGGCAAUACGGAAACGAAGCCGUUAAGAACCACAUUCUCGCCGCUAGAACCGUCGCAAACAUCGUCAAGACCUCCCUAGGACCUCGUGGCCUCGACAAGAUCCUCAUCUCCCCCGACGGCGAUAUCACAGUGACCAACGAUGGCGCGACCAUUCUACAACAAAUGGAGAUCACAAAUCACGUUGCCAAGCUACUAGUCGAGCUCUCCAAGUCCCAGGAUGACGAGAUCGGUGAUGGUACCACAGGUGUCGUUGUGCUUGCUGGCGCGCUGCUCGAGCAGGCGGCAGAGCUUAUUGACAAGGGAAUUCACCCCAUCAGAAUCGCCGACGGUUACGACCAAGCUUGCGACAUUGCCGUGGCCGAGCUUGACAAGAUUGCCGAUACUAUCGAGUUCAGCAAGGAGGACACCACCAACCUGGUCAAGGUUGCGAGGACAAGUUUGGGUAGCAAGAUCGUCUCCAAGGCCCACGACCAAUUUGCCAACAUUGCCGUCGAUGCCGUCCUCUCCGUUGCCGACUUGGAGCGCAAGGAUGUUGAUUUCGAGCUUAUCAAGGUGGACGGCAAGGUUGGAGGCGCUCUUGAAGAUACCCUCCUCGUCAAGGGUGUUAUUGUCGACAAGGACUUCUCCCACCCUCAGAUGCCUUCCGAGGUCAGAGACGCCAAGAUUGCCAUUCUCACAUGCGCCUUCGAGCCCCCCAAGCCCAAGACUAAGCACAGACUCGACAUCACCAGCGUCGAGGAGUUCAAGAAGCUGCAGACUUACGAGCGCGAGAAGUUUAUCGAGAUGAUCCAGCAAAUAAAGGACACCGGUGCCAACCUAGCCAUUUGCCAGUGGGGUUUCGAUGACGAGGCGAACCACUUGCUCCUUCAGAACGGCCUUCCUGCUGUCCGAUGGGUUGGUGGUCCCGAGAUUGAGCUGAUUGCGAUUGCCACAAACGGUCGCAUUGUUCCUCGCUUCGAGGAUCUCAAGCCCGAGAAGCUCGGUUCUGCUGGUAUUGUUCGCGAGAUGACCUUCGGCACGACAAGGGAGAAGAUGCUUGUGAUCGAGGAGUGCGCCAACACUAGAGCCGUGACUGUCUUUGUCAGGGGUAGCAACAAGAUGAUCAUCGAUGAGGCUAAGCGUUCUCUUCAUGACGCUCUUUGCGUCGUGCGCAACCUUGUUCGCGACAACCGCGUCGUCUACGGUGGUGGCUCGGCCGAGAUUGCCUGCAGUUUGGCUGUUGAGGACGCUGCUGUCAAGUCCCCUGGUCUCGAGCAGUACGCCAUGCGCGCCUUCGCCGAUGCUCUCGACACCAUCCCCAUGACUCUCGCCGAGAACAGCGGUCUUAACCCCAUCGCUACCCUCGCCGAGGUCAAGUCUCAACAAGUCAAGGAUCCUGCUGGUCGCGGCCGUCUUGGUGUUGACUGCAUGGGCCGCGGCUCGAACAACAUGAAGGAGGCCUUCGUCAUCGAUCCUCUUAUCGGCAAGAGGCAGCAGCUUAUGCUUGCGACGCAGCUCUGCAGAAUGAUUCUCAAGAUCAACAACGUCAUUGUGUCUGGGUCUGGCGAGGACGACUACUAA